GUUCAUUAUAAACACGUGGGUGAAUGUUGUUUUACAGGCAAAGCAAACAAGUUAUGUUUUGAAGAAAAUGUUCCAUCUCUCAAAAUCGUUGGCGGUGCUUAGUAGUAGAGUUGCACCAUUUCUCUGCGCUGUUACACCACACAUGAGGUCACAAUCUCAAUCAUUCCUGAAGGUCAACCUACCUGCAGUCACACUUGCCUGUGGAAAUGCAUCGAAAAAGAGUUAUUGUACAGAUGCAGAUCAACCAGAUGGAGUUGAUGACAAAGGUCGUGGACUGGAGUUACACGAGGCAACGGAGUUACUUGAAGAUAUGAGGCUUUCAGGUAAACCGGUCCCAGAUCGGAUCAGUGACUCAGAUUUAGAACACUUUGCCUCAAUUACAUCCAAGAAGCAAAGGAAACGAUUUGUCGCGUUCAUGUUUCGUCGAGAAACUAUGAGGCUUAAAGAUAAACAGAAGCGACUUGAAAAGCGGGAACUAAGAGAGAAGGAGUCAAGAACAGAAAAUUUAGAGGAUGGACCAAUGAAAAACAGAAUCUUUUUGAAAGUUUUACCGAAGAGUAUUUUGGAGUUUGAUAACUGGAAACUUUCGCAAGGAAUGAAAUUUGGGCAAAACCUUGUUUUUGAUUUUAGUUAUGAUCAGUAUAUGCGGCGGCAGGACGCAGUAAGUAUGUGUUUGCAAAUACACCAUGUAAUACAUGCGAACAAAUUAGCUAGGGAGUCAUUCCACCUUCAUUUUGUGAAUCACUAUGAGGGCAGUCUAUCACACAAGGAGAUGGUACGUAUAACGCAGGAAGACAUUUACAAUAAGAUGAUGGCGACGGUGACUGCUGAUUCUCUAUUGGACAGGUUCCCUAAAGAGGAUAUCAUAUAUCUAUCUCCAGAUUCGCCAAACAUAAUGCAGUCUUUUGAUCCAGCUAAGACUUAUGUUAUCGGAGCUUUAGUUGAUGGCAGAAAAAUAGAAAAAGGGGUGUCUUUAGGAAUGGCAAAGAGGUUAGGGGUCGCCCAUGUUCGUCUACCGAUUGAUCUUUACUUGCAAUGGGGAAGUGGAAGUGCGAAGAACCUCACGUUGGAUCAGGUGUUUAGAAUUGUAACAGAGUUUAAAGAGACCAAUGAUUGGACAGAAGCGAUGAAACAUGUUCCCACCAGAAAACAUGAAGGAAUUAAGACCCCCGAUAAAUUUGUAACAAGAGUUGCUAAGAAAGUUCAGCCAAGCAGUGAAGAAUUUGUUUUUAGUCGAGCCAAACAACGAAAUAAUAGUGUAGUUACUGGUAAUCAGAAUGAGGAUGAACUUAAUUUCCAAAAUGCAUUUUGUAACAAUAAACCGAGGAGUUAUAAACAGAAACCAUUUGGUCAAAAGAAGCGAGAAAGGAACUUUUGGGAGGAAUGAAAAAAGCAUUUACAAAGUUUUGUUUUGAGAUAUACUGUAUUUAUUCAAAUAAACGCCCCUCUUUGAAUAAACGCCGCUUCCAUGGCUUCCUCCCUCAAGUAAUUGCUCCCGAAAUGAGUGUAUAGAAAACUAAUGGAAGCAACAUCAUUCCCAUUACAUUCUAUUAAUGUUCUAAUCCAGUAGAAUUACAUUUUUUCUAACCUGGUUAGGAUCAAUAAGUCUUUAUGAUCACGUAAUGACACAUUUUGACAGUAAUUAUGCGUUGUAGUUUCUAAGUUUACAGUGAAAUUAAGGAGUGUUUAUAUGAAUAUAAAUGUAUCCCUGUAUACACCAAAAGAAGUAAACGCUUGCCUCAAAUAAAUGCCUUCACCGAAUAAACGGUCCAUUAAAACCCUUAUUAACAAUAAACACCCAGGGAAUUUAUUCAGAUAAAUACAGUAUAUGAAAAUCUAGAUGGUAGUGCUUCUUCCCAACUCCAGGGAUUUACAAAUUGAUGACAGAUUUUUAUCACCAGUACCUAUCAGUAUUCCAACCAUUUGUUUGACAUACUGUAGUUGUAUAUUUUAAUGCUUAGAUGCCACUGUGUUUUAUGCCUUGUUCGUGAACCUACCGUCUGCCAGAUAAAAAUUACUUUGAAUAAAUGUAUAAUGUUUUAGCACAUAUUAAAUAUAUAUUUAACAAGGUCACUGCCAUUAUAUGAUCUCACAAUAAGAAACCUAUGUCUUCACACAGAUGGUUUUGGCAAAAAUUUAAUUCUAAUUUUUCCAUCCUCUGAUGAUUUUUCAUGUAGUUGGCUAACAAGAUAUAAAAACAUUCUUACCUUAUCAGAAAGGUUAAAAUUGGAGAAUAUCUACUUACAUUUAAAAGGACAUAAAAUCGUAUGUAUACCGGUAAAUGAAAUAUGCAUGUAUUAAUUCAAUGCAUGUUUAUGCCAUGGUGGGUAUUCAAAAUGUUUGCAAUGAUAGAAUAAAGCUUACACCCAAGCAUAGGAACUACAUCAUUGUCGGUGGCGUAUUACUCUGUUUUUUAUUUUUAGCACACAGAGAGCUUGCCUACUUGUGCUAUAUUAGAAUGAACUAUUAUUAUUAUUAUUCUCAAAAAAUCUUGACCUUUUAGUUUACCAUGUUACUGUUGUUGAGCAACACAACAAUUCUGUUUUUGCCUAAUAAUAAUAUUGUUAUUAAAAAUAUGUGAAACAAAUAUUAAUAAAUUAAUAAAUUCUGAAUUUGCGAUGAGCUAGUUUGAUUUUUGUACGCUUGCAGGAGUGCACGAGUCUCCACGGCUCACAGGAAGACAUGUUACCUCGGUUCUUGUUAAUAUACCGUACUUAUAAGGUCCGUAGUUGUUUACUACUGAAGUUUUUAUGCCAUCCAUAUGUUGGGUGAAUAAGGAUGUAGGGCUAAAAACAAAUGUAAAAAUAAAGUCCAACUGUCCAAUA
Anneissia japonica is the source of this 2825-nucleotide messenger RNA. Its product is annotated as tRNA methyltransferase 10 homolog C-like. Gene Ontology annotation, molecular function: tRNA binding. Gene Ontology annotation, biological process: mitochondrial tRNA 5'-end processing; positive regulation of mitochondrial translation. Gene Ontology annotation, cellular component: nucleus; nucleoplasm; mitochondrion. The transcript is spliced from 2 exons. NCBI's taxonomy places the organism in Eukaryota, Metazoa, Echinodermata, Crinoidea, Comatulida, Comatulidae. The record is from RefSeq and is a predicted model, not a curated record. The coding region runs from base 68 to 1387 and encodes 439 amino acids.